This is a messenger RNA of Papaver somniferum (opium poppy), 5276 nucleotides long. RefSeq lists its product as uncharacterized. The transcript has 8 exons. Lineage: Eukaryota; Viridiplantae; Streptophyta; Magnoliopsida; Ranunculales; Papaveraceae. The coding region runs from base 990 to 1793 and encodes 267 amino acids. The record is from RefSeq and is a predicted model, not a curated record.
AUUCCUUUCUUCUUCGAAAUCGACCAGCCAUCAAUUUCACACUCUCGAUCUCUUCUUCUCCGUCGAACAUCAUAAAUCUCUCUUGAUCUUGAUCAAUUUCCCACUCUAAAUUUCGAAUUUAGAGUACAGGGUUUUGAUUUGAUUUAAUCAAUUCAGAAGCUGUAACCCUAAAUUGGAAAUUGGGUGAAUAGAUUUAAUCAAUUCAGAAGUAUCCUCCACAAAUACUUCCAGAUUGGGUUUCUUCACUUCAGGUAACGUUUGUCAGUUGGUAUUUUUGUGCACAAACCCUAUAUUCGAACGCGAACUCCGUUCUUUGUACACAACUGUAUUCUCCGCCUUCCACACCCUAAAAACACAUCAUUACAUCAAACUCUGAAGUUAGAAAUUGGGUGUAGACUGAAUUUGUUGAAAUGAUAGGAUUGAAUUGAAUGAAUUGGUUGAAAUUAGACAUUGGGUGUGGAUUGGAUUAAAUUUGUUGAAUGACAGGAUUGAAUUGGUUGGAUUGAAUGAAUUGGUUGAAAUCAUAGGAUUGGAUUGAAUGAAUUUAAGUUUGUGAACUCUCCUGUUUGUGUAACUGUCCAAGUGUAUCAUUGUGCUACUGCAUUUGCAUCUUCUAUUACCAUUGUGGAUGGAUUUAUCAAGUUCUCAUCCACGUCGAAGUCCGAGACUUACUGAUCUAGCUCGAGUUCGAGACCUAACGGAGACUGAUACUGAAACAGAAAGGCGCCUGCGUCGUGCUCAAUAUAGGGCAAAACAGGAUUCAGUUACCCGAAGGCGAAAGAGAAGAGCGCAACGAGCGACGUCGUGCUGCUUAUUGUGCAAGAAUUAGUGCAGCAAAUCGCGAACCAGAUGAGCGGGAAACCAGUUCAAGUGUACAGGUUUGUAAGUCAGCUGGGGAGCAUAAAGCAGAAUCAAGUUGCAUUCUUCGCCGAAGCCCGAGAAUUCAGCUGCAACAGAGAGCACUUCAGUUAGAGAAACGCUGUAUUGCAAUGGAAGAAAGACGAAGUUCAAUGAGUGAAAGUGACAAACAGCAGAUCCUUGAACAACGGCGUAGAGCUUAUCAAAUGCGAAGAACAACAAAGGAUGAUGCUACUAAUAAUGAGCACAGACCGGGACCAAGUAAUGCAAUGGGAUAUAUGAUGUCCACCUUAACGUCCGAUUUUUCCCGGCAAGUUCACCCUCAAGAUGAGCAAGAGGAUCACGCCACAGAAGCAUCUCGAAAGGGAAAAUCAGUUGCACUCGAUAACCAGAAACACCCGCGAGCAAACAGAUACAUUCCUGGCUGGAACACGUUGGGAAGCAUAGUUAUUGGUUCAAUAGAUGGAGAUGGAACCAAUACAAUGUGCAACGUUAUGGAGCAAGGCAUUCUCCGCCGAAGCCCCAGAUUUAUCGAGCAAGUUCAGUGUCUCGAGGAGCACGCAUCAGAGGAAUCUCGGAAGAGAAAGGGAAAGUCAAUUGUUCAAUAUAACAAGGCACCGAAACAGCACCGAGCAAACAUCUGUGUUCCAGGUAGAAACAUGUCGAAAAGCAUAGUCAUUGGUCCAAGAGAUGGAGAGAAUAACAACCGUGAUCCAAUGGAUUAUGAAAUCAGCAGUGAUGAUGGGGAUCACCACGAGAUAGGUACAAGUGAUGAUGACGUUGCGGUAGAUGAUGAAAAUCAAGUUAGCAGGUCUGUCCGACUACGUGACCAUGAAGCCGGAACGAGUACAACCAGCAACGCUACUGAGGUAUUCAUUCUCCGCCGAAGCCCCAGACUUCACGAGCAACCUCAACGUCCAAAAUCUACAUUAUAAAAAGAAGUGGUGUCUGUCUAGCCUGUUGAAUCCGACCCUUGAUUUCGUCAUCCCACGGCGCGGAUUUAAAGUUGGGCGAGGGAUAUUUUCGAGCGUCCGAACAGGAGACAAGACAUUCCUAAUACAACUCGGUCUCUUAAAAAACACGAACAUCCUUUAUUACAGAAGAAAUCCGAAUUUAACUGGAUUUCCUAAUCCGUAUCUUUGUGUAACCUCUGUAUAAGAAGCCUUCGCCAUGGUUACAACAGAAGCGUAGCUUUGCUUUUUAAUAGACCCUUUUCUUCUUCGCCAUGUCUGUUUUUUUUUUUUUUAUGUUCCUACUUGAUUCUCUGAUGCAGUUCCUGAAUUGGUAUGUUGAAUUUUACAGGUUUUCUGUCAAAAGUAGAAUGAGCUGCAGCUUUGCAGGGUUGUUGCAGCGAAGCAAUUAGGUAUUAAAAUUUAUUAUUUUCUUUUAUCAGAAUUAUGAUUAAUUGCAUGGAGUUUGAUUUUGAAUAUUUGAACAAAAUCAAUUACUUAUUUGGGCAUCUGUGUCCGUGUAUCAGAUGUCCAGUGUUUUGGUGUUCGAAUUGUCAAAAUAUUUCAAUUAAUUGAAUUACGGUUUGUUGAAAUUUGUUUCCGUUAAUAUUUAUGUUCCCAAAGGUUAAUACUAUCUAAGUCUUCUUCUUUGUUUUUUCUUUCCGUUUCUUUGUUGGCCAAAUACGAUAUGCAUAAAUUUGAUUGUUUUGUUGAGGUUUCAGAUUGGAGUAAUUAGGGUUUUUUUUACUCACUCAAUGGUGAAAAUUUUCAGGGAUUGUUGAAAGUUAUUGUUUUGCUUGACAACACAGGUAAAUUCCUAUUGUUCAUCUUACUUUUGCUCUUUGUUGUUAAGUAUAAAUUCUUUGGUAAGCCCAACACCAGGAAUGAUGAAUCUAAUUCCAUCUUUUUGGUAAGAUGUUCUCUGUUUUAUUUUGAUUUCUUUGAUUUCUGAGUUUCUUUAAUUUCUCCCAUGUUCUUAUGAUUCCAUUUUUUUGGGAUUUUUUAGGUGAGAUUUUUUCAACAUUAGCAGGUAUAGUUAGGGUUUUCAAGAUUAUGUUUAUUGUAAUAUUCUUUGCAGAAAAUUGGUUAUUUUGAUUAUUGUAGGUGCUUGCUGUUUAGUCGAGAGAAAACAAUAUAUGGGUUCAUUCAGUAUCAUAGGUAGUGGUUUUGGCGGUAGAUCAGACGCUCACGCUCUUCAUGAUGCCUCCAUUCAGGUGUCUAGGGGGAUGUUAGUAAGACAUGUAGCCGAUAGAUAUGUCCAUCUUCUAUGAGCUUAUUCUUCCGGCAUGUAUGCAUUUACAUUGGGCAUUUAGCAAGAUAGAUAUUUAAUUUCAAAGCUUAUAGAGGUUUGUUGAUUGCAUCUUUAGCUUAGGUCUUGAAUUUUACUACACAAGAUUGAAAUAGAAAGGAACUAGAUUGUAGUUGUAAACUUAAUAGUACUUAGUAUUCUGUACAUGAUUAGCUGUUGUUUUAACAUCUGUAAAUAUGUGGAUUUCAUGACUGUAGGAUUCAGCUCAGGAUUCUAGAUAAUCGUUGCGAUCGUAUUUCGUAUGGAUGGGCUCUCUUUCUUCCCUAAAUCUAACCGUGUGAGCUUGGAAGAGCUGAAACUUUGUACCGAUCUUAUGCUUAUACGAGGUAUACAAUUCCUUCUUUUUCUUUCUGAAAACUAAUGCUUAAUGUUCUGAAAUUGUCUAUAUAUAUGUGUCCAUGGUUCCGGCAAGAAAAAAUCAUUCCUAAUCUGCACAAAAUGUAAGCAGCAUGUAGUUAACAAGAACAAGUCACAAAUAAAACUGCAACGGUGGAUUAUUUUUUUUUACUAUGUUUGGAGUUUCGCAAGGAUUAUUAUUAUUUAUUUAUUUUUGAAGCAUUUCGCAAAAAUAGCCUUGCGUCCUAUAUGCAGUUUCUUAAUGUUCUUUUUUUUUUAUUGGUUAAGCUUAAUAUUCAUGUCAUAGAAAUUCUUAAGUUAAUGUUCACAUCUCUAUUUGAUAUUGUUUAGACCUCGAAAUCCUUGCAUCAGCUACCCUAUAUAUCUUUGACUGCUAAUAAGUAUUGGUUGGUUCCUAAUGCAUGCUUAUUUCUCUCACAUCUUUUCCGUGCUUUGGAUAAGCUUGGUGCUUCAUAUAUAGUUUGGUUUGCCUAAGAUCCAUCUGGAUUGAUGACAUACUGUUCUUACAAGGAACUUGAUAGGUUUCUCGCGGAAGUUUACCGUUGGAAAAUGUGCACUCAAUGUUUCAUUCCAUGACAGAGUCCGCGAGAUCAAUCGUCGCUUUUAUUUGUGGUACGUACUGCCUUACCCUCUAAGUGAUUGUUUAAUCUGUUAAAUAGUGUUGCACAGUAAAGGGCGGUGUUCGCAAAAGGAAGAACAGUAUUUGGCAAUUCUACAAGCGAAACCAAAAGCUAGAUUUCAGAACGGUGUUUUCUUUCUUUAAUGUUCAUGUUCAUAUCCUCUAGGAUCAUCCUUGAGGUUUCCAGAAAUCUGAAAUGUGUCAACAUUAUAGUAAGAGAAUUAUGCUCUGAAACAUUUGACAACUCAACAAGAGGAGCAAGAUUAGAAGAAGAAGAAACGGUUGGUGAGAAUAGGAGGAUAAGCAUCACGGAAAGAUUUUUUUUUCAGGUUGAUGAGCAACAUUAUUCAUCGUCAGUUUGAUAAUUUUCAUAUACGACAGUACGACGAUAGAAGUACUGGUUUGAAUUUAUUAGGUUUUGUGUAAGUUUUGGUUUCAGCUUGCCUAAUUGUGUUCAAACUCCCUUGAGUACGUAACAAAAGAUAGAAGUCCGUAGUGAUAAAGUUUUGUGUCGCAUUAACUUUUUUUUUUUUUUUUUUUUUUUUGGGGAUCUGGGAUCUUCUCGGAAUGAAACGGAGUCUAUUCAUCCAACUCCAAGAAGACCAAUUGUUUCAGAUUUUACACCAUGAAGGGUUUCGUUUUUGUUAUGUUGAAGCGAGACUGGAUAAUGCAGGUAAGAGCUGAAACCAUGUACCAUCGUUAUUGGUAUUUCUUUUCCACAUUUAGUAUAUUAUUUUAGCAAUGUAUGAAAAUGUCAUUAGACUACCUGAGGUCAAACACGUAUCGAAAGGAAACUCUUGGAAAUUACAAAGUCCAAGAACUUGGUUACAUUCGAGGCUAAAGUACACCCAUUGACGGAGACUCGGUAUCAAGUGAUAGUGUUGUGUAAACUUCCUCAAUCAGUUUGUAGGAAACUCAUAAGAAAACUUCAGCAAUCUUGGUAUUUUAUCUAAUCUGAGGGUGUGGGUUGAGUGGGAACGAUCAAUGAGGCAAUUCUUAUGCUUUCUAGAAAACUACCAUAUUCUAAAAGUUGAUUCGCCAUACUUCGAUGUUUGUGUUGCCAACAUCCCUUAUCAAAUCUCUUCUCAAUUUAAAGUUACUGGCGCAUAUACCUUAUUUUAGGUAUGCGCGCAAUUGUUACGUUUCAAAGAGAAUUUAUAAUGAGAAAUUGAGAUUGACAGCA